Molecule: messenger RNA, 6029 nt
Organism: Anarrhichthys ocellatus (wolf-eel)
Lineage: Eukaryota; Metazoa; Chordata; Actinopteri; Perciformes; Anarhichadidae
Gene: mapkapk5
Product: MAPK activated protein kinase 5
Exons: 14
Coding region: 888-2303 (471 amino acids)
Biological process (GO): protein phosphorylation
Molecular function (GO): protein kinase activity; ATP binding
Source: RefSeq, a predicted model, not a curated record
UGGUAUUCCCUCUGACAAGCAACUGUGGGAUUAUCUAAAUAGUGCAGAGAUGUGUGUAUAUCUCCUUGGUCACCUCUGAAAACAUUCUCCAUUAACCCUUUCCACCUCUGAGACUGUGUUAUAGUCCCGUACGAGCGCUGAUUUGUAUUCGGCCAGCUCUGUCUCACGGAAUAAUGUUAACGUCUGUGGCUUUGAGUAGAGCUGCACAACGAACUUGCCAGCUAAGCUAACUCGCUAGCCCGUUAGCAGCCUCGGUUCGACGACAUAAUAGGCUGCUGUGCUUCUGGGAACACGGUGUCCUCGUCGUGUCAGAUCAACCCAGCGCUAAUCCGGGAUAAUAUCGACGAUCUUCACUUUAUGUUUCACGGUUGUUGUGUAAUCGUCUGCCCCGGUCACAGGAUGGAGUAGCAUUAGCUCACUUAGCCAGUCACCGGUGUCUUCUCCGCUCUGCUCUCAUUGCGCUGGCUAAAAAUACACUUUUUGUCCCAUGCUCAGCUCGCCUCUAAAAGUGGUGGCCUAGUCCACGUUGAACUCGUCUUCGGCUUUUCUAUUCACCUUGCUCGGAGUCUGGCACUCUACAUGGUCACCACACUGAGUUUAAACCCACUGGAAGAGCGAGUCGGACCCCGAGGUUGUGAGCCCUGCUGGCCCGAUCUAACGUUACAUCGAAAGUGGACAUCAGGUCCCCGAGUGAACCGAUCUCUGACCGGUGGCCGAACAUCCUUUUGCCCCAAUGGCCUCGUUCUGUCCUAAAUAGUAAUAUAAAGGAGCCUUGGUCCAGUCCAGGGUUGCGAGACCGAAACUGUGAGAAGGUCAGAGAAAAACGCGUUGUGUCUCAACUGUCUGAGAUUGGCGAGGCAGACUUCCUCUGUCCGGAGCACAGCACCAUGUCGGAGGACAACAACGCAGACAAGUUCAUCAAGGAGACGUCCAUUCUAGACGAGUACAACAUUAACUGGACACAGAAGUUGGGAGCCGGCAUCAGUGGACCUGUCAGAGUUUGUGUGAAGAAGUCCUCUCAGGAGCGCCUGGCCCUGAAGAUCCUCAUUGACCGCCCCAAGGCCAGGAAUGAGGUGCGUCUCCAUAUGAUGUGUGCCAACCACCCAAAUAUAGUGCAAAUCCUGGACGUUUACGCCAACAGUGUCCAGUUCCCGCACGAGUCCAGCCCGAGAGCGCGGCUCCUAAUUGUCAUGGAAAUGAUGGAGGGUGGCGAGCUGUUCCACAGAAUCAGUCAGCACAGGCACUUUACUGAAAAGAUGGCCAGUCAGGUCACUAAACAGAUCAGUCAAGCCUUGGAACAUUGUCACUCCCUAAAUAUUGCACAUCGCGACCUGAAGCCAGAGAACCUGCUCUUUAAGGAUAACUCUCUGGAUGCACCUGUGAAGUUGUGUGACUUUGGCUUUGCCAAAAUUGAUCAAGGAGACUUGAUGACCCCUCAGUUCACUCCCUACUACGUAGCACCGCAGGUACUUGAGGCUCAAAGAAGACACCAAAAAGAAAAGUCCGGAAUUAUACCCACUUCACCUACUCCUUAUACCUAUAACAAGAGCUGCGACUUGUGGUCUCUCGGUGUGAUCAUCUACGUGAUGCUGUGCGGCUACCCUCCGUUCUACUCCAAGCACCACAGUCGCACCAUCCCAAAGGACAUGAGGAAGAAGAUUAUGACGGGCAGCUUUGACUUCCCUGAAGAUGAGUGGAGCCAGAUCUCUGAAAUGGCCAAGGACAUCGUACGCAAGCUGCUGAAGGUGAAGCCAGAGGAGAGGCUGACCAUCGAGGGAGUCUUGGCUCACCCGUGGCUCAACUGCACCGAGGCCCUCGACAACGUGCUGCCCUCCGCCCAGAUGAUGAUGGACAAGGCGGUAGUUGCUGGUAUCCAGCAGGCCCAUGCGGAGCAGCUGGCCAACAUGAGAAUUCAGGAUCUGAACGUCAGCCUGAAGCCUUUAAACUCUGUCAACAACCCAAUCCUCAGGAAGCGGAAACUACUCGGCCCAAAGCCCAGUGACGGUUUCUUCAUUCACGACCCGGAGAACGGAGGAGAAGACUCCAACGUCGCGCUGGAAAAGUUACGAGAUGUCAUUGCACAGUGUAUACUACCACAAGCUGGAGAAAACGAGGAUGAGAAGCUGAACGAGGUGAUGUAUGACGCCUGGAGGUUCAACAGAGACUGUAAACAGCUGAGAGACGGCCUGCAGGGGCUCAGCUGGGACGGACGAUCCUUCUCCGAUAAAGUCGACCGCUUGAAGUUGGCUGAAAUAGUGAAACAGGCCAUUGAAGAGAAGACGAAUCUCCAAGAAUCUCAUUAGCGAACGCUGUCUUUCUAUCUUCUUUUUAUAUUGUUUAAUAUGACCCUUUUUAACCCAUAUCUGUAAAGAGGCUUUUUUUUAUGUAAAAUAAUGCACUCAUUUUUCUUUUCUUUUUUUUCAUGAAUUCACUUGCAAGACCUAUUGUACAGCUGUAGAUAUAUUUCAAAGAGGACUCGUGGGUACUAUCAUUUUUUUUUUCUAAAUGGAAACUUGCAAAGAACAUUGAAAAAAACUAUAUUUUCAUUUUUGCAAAAAAAAGAGAAAAGAAGAUAAAAAAUCAGUUAAAGAAAUUAUUUUCUGGGAGGGAAUUUUUAUUAGCUGAUUGUCCAAGGCGUCACAUGUUUUAUCACAGUUAUUUCAUUUUAUUCUGUUUUUAUUUGAACCAUCCUAAUUUAAUUUAUUUAAACAAAGAGUUCCAUUAUUUUAUACCUUACUUGUAGCCUGGCAGUGGGCUCUAAAGUCAAGUCAAGCUGUCUCCGUUUGCUCUUCCACACACUCUGAUUCUGAACGUUUAAAUUAUAUCAAUCCUUUUUUUUUUUUUGUGUAAAACCAUGACCUUUUUGUUGUAUAGAGGUCAAGGCAGACUGGAAAUGGAGGUGAGAAAGUGUCAAGAAUGGACGAAUUACAUCCCCAAAUGAAUUUAGUCAAAACCGUUAAUUUCUUUUAAGCUAGUAAGAGAUCAAAGCAGACUGAACAGACAUAAACACAAUGGUGCAGUUAGAUGUUAACCUAAGGUCCACUUACUAGCUUUUUAUGGAGCUUUUAACUGCCUCACAAUCUUCUUUAGAAGACGCUGUUUUUUUUAAGAUACGGUUGAAAGCUCCAGUUAAGUUUAGACUUUAUUGUCAAAUAAUUUCAGAGGUCAAAAAUGAACUUUCAGGCUCAACUGGAUCCAUGUAGGUUUCACGAACUAGUUCGACUCAUACACAUGAAGUGAAGUUUGUGUCUGGCAGGUACAAGGAAGUGAAUUAUUUUAUGUAAAGGCUUUUUACAUGUCUUCCCGUUUCUAAUGUGAUGGUGAAAGGUCUUAAGGUCAGUCUUCAGCUAACGUUGUUGAGGCACAGCCUGAGCUGCUUUGACUUAAACUUGUAUUUACUGGAAUUCAGACCAGAGUCCGUUAACAUUUUAAAGGAAGACUGCUUGCUACCUGAGCCAACAGAAACGAUAACCGGUUUCAUUCUGAUAAAGCUUGCAGUGCUACUGAAUGUGCAAUAAUGUAAUCAUUUAUUCAUAGUGUAUGCAUGUACAUGGUAGAGAGAUAUGAUCCGUCAGUCCGUCAGUAUUCAUUUCAAUGGUCUGAAUACCAGCAAAUACUCCCUCCCUUCACUCAUCCUCAUCCUUUAGUUGUAAAUAAUGUCAUUGGUUAGCCAAUAGUGACAUUUCCUCUCGUGCUCCAGUCAUAUCUGAAUUUAUUUCUUCAAAGAGGGGUUGAAAGAAGGGACUCUUGUUCAGUGCCUGAUUAUUUCUUCCAUAAUGUUGUCUGUUUAUUUUGAAAGUCCUCAGAAUUUAUGAAAUUCCCCUUUGCUGAGGUCUUAUCUUUAUAAGAAUAUACAUGAAAAGAUACGUCUAUUCGGAGUCUUUAGCAAACAUUGGAGGAAUAUAUUGAUGCUGUCCAGUAAAAAAACGUAAAAACAUAAACUGAAUAAUCAGGUGUUCUGUUAAGGGUUGAUGAAAACCUAUUUGAUUAUCUGUAAAAUGCAUCGUCUCAUAGCUAAAAAUCACCUGCUAGCUUAUGGCUAGGUUGACGUUCUGGAGACACAGUACAGUGAUGAUCUGUAGGCUGAUCUGUAAGGGCCAUACAGCCUCUCUUAAAGUCUUAAUGAUAACCACAGCUUGUGUUUGAAAAGGCCUUAUUAUCACAUGAAUAAGUUUUACGCUCAAAUGUGCCUUGUCGACGAGCUGGCAUCUUCAUUCUCGUAUCAGAGAAACUGAAUUACAGGAUGAAGGGGACAUUGUUGUAUGGAUGUGUUGGUAUUGGUCCUUUUGGCUUUGAUUUGCUUGUUUUCAUGUAACGAAAUGAAGGCUUUCAUUCCACAAAUAAUCGUAGCCUACUGGUUUGGCAACAGUUUGUUGACAUGAAUAUAUAGUUGCAUAUCUGGUGAAACUCUGCUGUCUUCAAAAAGAAGAGGUUCAUCUUUUGGUUUGUGGCUCAAGACAACCCCUUGUUUUACUACUGACACAUUAAGGGAAUACUUCAACAUUUUUGGAAAUGCCCUUAUUUGCUGUCUGGCCGAGUGUUAGCAAAACUUGCCAAUAAGCUGUGGCUAGCAGCCGGUUAGCUUAGCUUAACAUAAAGACGGGAAACAAUUAGCCUGGGAACAGAAUCUGGCCUCAAGGACCUCAACACAUCACAUCACAGUUAUCAACACGUCAUGUAUCCGCUUUUUCUGAAUCACGUUAAGAAAUUGACUUGUAAAAUCAACAAUUGGUCCUUUUACCCAGGUUAAGGUGCCAGUCGGACCAUUACAUUUUUACAAAUUUCCCCCUGGGGAUGAAUAAAGUACAUAUCUAUCUUCUUAAUCGAGCACAUUUAAUCUGCUAGUUUUUGGGUCUGAGACAAAAAAAAGAGUCGGGCAUUAAAUAGUGACUUUACAGACUUUUAUUUAGAUUCAAAUCGUUGAGAUUUUUACAUUUAAGAAGUUCAUUCUUGAGCUUCAGAGGUCCCGGUGUGUUAUAUUUAAUCGAACAAUAUGGUAGCGAUGUAAAUCUUCUCAUCCCCGCCACAAAGCAAAUCAAGCAUAUUUGUCAAAAUGUCAAACUGUUGCUUUAAUGUGCAGCCGUCAAGUUUGUUAAAAUGCACAGAAUCAACAGCUCUUUACUUAAAGUGGAGCUAAUGCUGCAGUUUUGUUUUACUUUGACCGUGUGUGUGUGUGUGUGUGUCUGGUUCAGUCCUACCGUGUAUUAUUGGAGGCCUAUAAAUUAAUCAGAACUGCUUCUUUUAAAUCUCCUCCUGCACCCACAAAUAACAAUCCUUUUGCUACCCGAGUGAGCAUUGUUGUUGAAGGUCAGUGUAUUUAUCUGAAUUUCGUACUGCUAAGUCGAGCCAUAAAUCUUGAUACUGAUACUCCUAACAAUGAAAACCCCAGGGGAAAGUCUGCUGCUCAGUCUGGCUCAGUAUUCCUAAAUAAAUCCCAGAGGGGCGGCUGGUUCUGAAGAUGCUCCCUCUCUCCUCGCAUCCUCUCACUGAGUAGUUGCUGCUGCAGGAUGCCCUCAGUCUGACAUUCGGCUUCAGACAUGCAUCACAAAUGUUAAAAAGCUUCCACUAGUCACUUCCUCUCUCUUAUCUGCUCAGUGAAGAGGGACCAGAUUUCAGAUUUUUAUACCAGGACAGAUUUCUUGUGCCCUACAUGGAUGCUGACUGAGGAGAAAUAACCUUGUUUUGACCUGAACUGAAAGGCAGUGAAAUGGUUUUAGUCAGCACUUGCUACUCUUGAUAAAUACCAGUUGCUUCCUCUGCUGUGUGUGUACAAAGAGGUGGGUUUUAUAUCUUUUUGAGCAAUUCCUGUUUAUGUUAAGUCAGGAAGAAAUGUUUAAGAGUUAGGGGCCUUCUCUCUGUUUGAACGAUCUGUUUCUUUUCUCUCUCUGGCCUGGCAGUUAUGUAGCAUGUACCUGAAUCCCUCACGAGAGACUUGCUGUAUUUGUCUACAUCUAUUUUUUUGCCCUUUCUGCCUUCUUUGGAACAUCAUCAACAUGCUGACUUUGUAAUAAAGGAAUUCUUUGACUUUU